Molecule: messenger RNA, 2266 nt
Organism: Dendronephthya gigantea
Lineage: Eukaryota; Metazoa; Cnidaria; Anthozoa; Malacalcyonacea; Nephtheidae
Product: tenascin-like
Exons: 1
Coding region: 28-1764 (578 amino acids)
Source: RefSeq, a predicted model, not a curated record
CAACGUUUUGUUCUUGACACAUACAAGAUGUCGUUCGUCUAUAUGACUUUAAUUUUGCUUUCGAAUGCGAUAAUAAUCGGAAAGUUUGGCCUGGUUUUGGCUUCAUGUAAGUCAAAUUCUGAUUGUGUGAGCAGCUAUUACAGCAACAAUGUUUGCUGCCGAAAAGUGUUUCACAGGUAUCUCGAUCUUGUGUUCAGUACUACAGAAUGCUACUACGGAAAUAGUUCAUGCGUCGGUCGCUAUUGCCUGGCAGACGGUGAUUGCGGAGGGAAAGGCGAAUGUUGUAAAUCAAAGAAGUGUACCAAGUCAGGCUGUAGCAAUUGUCACUCUAAUUCCAACUGCGGUUUUUCAGAGUAUUGUUGCAAACAGCUAUAUACUUCCGAAAAACAUGUUUGCAGAAGAAGCUGCGUUGGGGAGAAAUGCCUUUACAGUUCGGACUGCGGUGGUUCGUCAGAGUAUUGUGACUUCAAUUACAAAUGUGUCGAGUGUUAUACGGACGGUGAUUGUAGUGGGAGUAAAUGUUGUCUUAAUAGCAAAUGCGUCACCUCAGGCUGCACCCCUUGUUCAUCGAAUUCUGAAUGCUCUAGUUCGGAGUAUUGUUGCAAGCGAGGAGACUACGACGUUAACGUUUGUCGAAAAAGCUGUGUUGGUGAAAAAUGCUCCUACGACGGUGAUUGUGGAGGGCCUGGGCGGGGAGUUUGUGAUUCGAGUAGCAAAAAAUGUGUCGAGUGUUCUACAAACGGUGAUUGUAGUGGGAGUGAGUGUUGUCUUAAUAACAAAUGCGUCACCUCAGGCUGUACGCGGUGUUCAUCGAAUUCUGGAUGCUCCAGUUCAGAGUAUUGUUGUAAGCGAGGAAGCUACUAUUCUAGCGUUUGUGGAAAAAGCUGCGUUGGGGAAACAUGCCAUUACGACAGUGAUUGUGGAGGGCCUGGGGAAAGUUGUAAUUCCAGCUCCAAAUGUGUCGAGUGUUCUACAGACGGUGAUUGUAGUGGGAGUGAAUGUUGUCUUAAUAACAAAUGCGUCACCUCUGGCUGUACGCGGUGUUCAUCGAAUUCUGGAUGCUCCAGUUCAGAGUAUUGUUGUAAGCGAGGAAGCUACUGUUCUAGCGUUUGUCGAAAAAGCUGUGUUGGGGAAAAAUGCUCCUACGACAGUGAUUGUGGAGGUCCUGGAGAGAGUUGUGAUUCGAGUAGCAAAAAAUGUGUCGAGUGUUCUACAGACGGUGAUUGCAGUGGUGAUAAAUGUUGUCUUAAUAGCACAUGCGUCAUCUCAGGCUGCACGCGGUGUUCAUCGAAUUCUGGAUGCUCCAGUUCGGAGCUUUGCUGUAAGCGAGGAAUCUACCUUAACGUUUGUCGAAAAACCUGUCUUGGUGAAAAAUGCUCCUACGACAGUGAUUGUGGAGGGCCUGGGGAGAGAUGUCAUUCCAACAAAUGUAAGAUAUCUUCCUAUUCCUCUACAACUGCAUCCUGGGUUGUCCCAGUGAUCGUGGUGGGCGUGAUACUGUUCUUAGCCGUAUUUGGCGGGAUUCCCGCUUAUCGUUGUUUCCGUGGCUCAGCCCAACGUGGGCGGGUCGUGGAACAACCUGCUUCCCAGAACACAAUUGCUAUUGUUGCUGUCGAGAAUACUCAAGGUCAUACCAGCGCUCCACCACCACCAGUCUACAAUACUCCCCCUCCUCCUCAUUACAACCAGGGAGGAGACUUUCCUUCCCCACAACCCAACCAGUUUCCCCUGCCUCAACCCCUACAUUUCCCAGAACCUCCGUAGUAGUAGCCGGGGUAAUAGUUGUUAAACAGGAUGAAGAUGGUAAGGAGGACUUUAUUAAGUCUAUGCGAGUUACUGAAUGCAUAUUGAAGUAAAGCUAGAAACUGUAUUUAGGGACUAUACCUACCAGGCCUUUAUAUAUGUCCUCUGAUUUUGUCAUUAAUAUUUAAUCUAUAGCAAAGUAUGGCAGUGGCGUAGCCAGUCUGUCGUUUAGUUCUCCUAUGUAAAUGUGAACUCUUUAUAAUUAUUCAUUUCCUUUGAAUUUCAUAGUUUCCACAGUCAAUAUACAUGUAAUUGUAAGCAAAGCAAGACUAAAUUUGACGGCUUUGAAUAUUACGUAUUUCAAUAUUAAGAAAUAAAUAAUAUCGCGUUUACUAAAAUUCUCUUACUUUUGUUAUUAUUAGUUCCCUUUAUAGUCUCUUUUGUUCGACUGUAAUAGAUUUAUGAGUAUAAUAAAGAAAACCUUGUACGAUUUGGCAGUAAAUUCUACGACAAUGUGGGCAGU